This is a messenger RNA of Clunio marinus, 1260 nucleotides long. Lineage: Eukaryota; Metazoa; Arthropoda; Insecta; Diptera; Chironomidae. The record is from the annotation of a GenBank genome assembly.
AUGACAUUGCAAAACGAGAUCCAUUGUCAAGGAGAAAUAAGUUCCACAUGUAAGAAAACAACUCAAUCAACUUGUCAUUUAUUUAAAUUAGGAAUGGAGAAGCAUGUGAAUGAAACUGGCGAAUUGACUAUUUCUAUCUUGCCUGAAGUGUAUCAAGAAGCCUUGAAAGAAAUCAUCAAAAAACAACUCAAAUCAUCAGCUGACGAAUGUGAAAUAAAAAUCGAAGCUGCAUCGGCCAAGGGCGAUAAUUAUGUUGGGAUUUUGUAUCGUGCAGAAGUGACGAACUCUUCAGGAAAUAAAACAAAGAUCAUCAUCAAGAUUCCACCUCAAAAUGCAGCACGCCGUGAACAAUUCUCAGCAGGUCCAAUAUUUCUUCGUGAAAUCUUGUUCUACAACGAAUUAUAUCCUUUAUUCAAGAAGUUCCAGGAAGAUAAAGGAAUUGAUGUGAACAAAGAAGGUUUCUAUCAGGUACCUGAAUGUCUUCGAACAAGCAACGAUGAUCAACAUGAAGCACUUUAUCUGGAAGAUUUGAAGGAAUCAGGUUUCGAUAUGUUUGAUCGAUUCAAAGAUGUGACACUCGAUCAUGUCAGUAGAGUCAUGGAAAGUCUCGGAAAGUUUCAUGCAAUUUCGUUUGCAAUAAAAGAUCAACAUCCUGAACUCAUCGAGAAAUACAAACCAAUGAAAGAAAUAUUCAAGGAAUUUGAAGAAGCUUCCAAAGGGGGGUUGGAUGGAUAUUUUAUUGAAAUUGUAAAACAGGCAAUCGGAACAUUAGACGAUCAUCCUAAUGAAAAGUUGAAAGAUCAUGUUGGAAAUACAUUGAAUGAUAAAUUUAUGGAUAUUCUUAUGGAUGAUGUUAAUGGUGCUUCUGCUGAACCCUACGCUGUCAUCUGUCAUGGAGAUUGUUGGAAUAAUAACAUCAUGUAUCGAUAUGAGAAUGGAAUCCCCGUUGAGGUUCGUUUGUUAGAUUGGCAAAUCAUGAGAUACGCUUCACCGGUUUGUGAUCUUAUGUACUACAUUUUUGGUUGUACGACUAAAGCCUUGAGAGAUAAACAUUACAUCGAAUUUUUAAAUGUUUAUUAUCACAGUUUAUCGAGUUAUUUGAAGAGGUUCGUCAAAGUCAAGUCCAUGACUUGGAUCGGAUCCAUCGAAAUUGUUCCCACGCAGAGCUUUCUUCGAACAACUGAAGAAAUUUGGACGUUUUGGGAUGUUAAUGGCAAUUAUGGUGCUUCCAGUCUUUACAAGUCAAGCUGAAGAUAUUCC